Messenger RNA from Solea solea (common sole), 3680 nucleotides. Its product is annotated as NLR family CARD domain-containing protein 3-like. Lineage: Eukaryota; Metazoa; Chordata; Actinopteri; Pleuronectiformes; Soleidae. The transcript is spliced from 12 exons. The record is from RefSeq and is a predicted model, not a curated record. Gene Ontology annotation, molecular function: protein binding. Bases 2 to 3424 code for a protein of 1140 amino acids.
CAUGAGUGGUCAUGUCGAGGUGGAGGAGGAGGAGGACGAAGCAGAGUCCAGCUGUCUGUCCAUGAAGAGUGAGCGGUCCAAAGAUCUCCAAGCUUCAGAGACAAACCUGGAUCCUCUCACACAGAAGGUCAGUACUACACAUUCUACAGGAUUCAGCUGUCUGUCUAUAAAGAGUGAUCAGUCCAAAGAGAUUCCUCCAGACUUCAGUGAUGAACUUGGAUCCACAGACACAGAAGAGAAGAGGACGAGCAGUGUUUCUGAGGAGUUGUCCUGCUGUACUUUGUGUAAACAAGCUCUGAAGGAUCCUCUCUCUACCAGCUGUGGACACUGCUUCUGCAGACAAUGCAUCAACUCAUACUGGGAUCAGACGGCUUCAUCUGGACCUUCCUCUUGUCCCCAGUGUGGACCAAGAUCCAGAACCAAACCUGGACUGCAGAUAGUCAGUCAAACCAGUACCACAGAGAGAAGAGUCUGUGAUAGGAGAGAAGUGAGUGGGAAAGAGAGAGAGACACCCAGACAAACAGAGAGAGAGACACACAGACGAACAGAGAGAGAGACAGAGGUCAGUACUACACAUUCUACAGGAUUCAGCUGUCUGUCUAUAAAGAGUGUUCAGUCCAAAGACAUUUCUCCAGACUUCAGUGAUGAACUUGGAUCCACAGACACAGAAGAGAAGAGGACGAGCAGUGUUUCUGAGGAGUCGUCCUGCUGUACUUUGUGUAAACAAGCUCUGAAGGAUCCUCUCUCUACCAGCUGUGGACACUGCUUCUGCAGACAAUGCAUCAACUCAUACUGGGAUCAGACGGCUUCAUCUGGACCUUCCUCUUGUCCCCAGUGUGGACCAAGAUCCAGAACCAAACCUGGACUGCAGAUAGUCAGUCAAACCAGUACCACAGAGACAGAUGUUGGUCUGCAGGAGGCUUUAGAUGAACAUAGGAUCAGUCUGAGGAAGAGAUGUGAACGAGUGACUGAGGGAACUGAGAAAACAGACAGUAGAAUCCUCCUCAACAAGAUCUUCACUGAGCUUUACAUCACAGAGGGACUGAGUGAAGAUGUCAAUGUCCAACAUGAGGUGAGGCAACUUGAAACAGGUUCCAAGAUCAUCCAUGACACUCCGAUCAAGUGCUGUGACAUAUUUAAAGCCUUACCUGACCAGCAGAGACACAUUAGAGUUGUCCUGACAAAUGGUGUUGCUGGUGUUGGAAAAACCUUUGCAGUGCAGAAGUUCACUCUGGACUGGGCUGAGGGCUUGGAAAACCAGGAUGUGAAUCUGCUGAUUGUGCUUUCGUUCAGGGAGCUGAACCUGAUCAAAGAUAAGCGGUACAGUCUUCUUAUGCUGCUCCAUGUUUUCCAUCCAACAUUACAGAAGGUCACAGCAGAAAAGCUUGCUGUCUGUAGACCUUUGUUCAUCUUUGAUGGUCUGGAUGAAAGCAGACUUUCACUUGAUUUUAAGAGCAGGAUGGUUGUCUCUGGUGUCACACAGAAGUCACCAGUCAACCUGCUGCUGACAAACCUCAUCCGAGGCAAUCUGCUUCCCUCGGCUCUCAUCUGGAUAACUUCUCGACCUGCAGCAGCAAAUCAGGUCCCUCCUACAUGUGUUGACAGGAUUACAGAAGUAAGAGGCUUCACUGAUGCCCAAAAGGACGAGUACUUCAGAAAGAGAUGCAGUGAUGUAGAUCUGUCCAGCAGAAUUAUCUCACACAUCAAGACGUCCAAGAGCCUCCACAUCAUGUGUCAAAUCCCAGUCUUCUGCUGGAUCAGUGCUACAGUUCUGGAACACAUGUUGACCACACAGCAAAGAGGAGAGCUGCCCAAGACCCUGACAGACCUGUACUCACACUUCCUGCUGGUUCAGACAAAGAGGAAGAAGAACAAGUAUGAUAAAGGACAAGAGUUGAUAGAGGCUGACAGGGACUUUCUUCUGAAGCUGGGGAGGCUUGCGUUUGAACAGCUGGAAAAAGGAAACAUCAUAUUCUACCAAGAAGACCUGGAGAGGUGUGGCCUUGAUGUGACCAAGGCCUCAGUGACUUCAGGAGUUUGUACUGAGAUCUUCAAAAAAGAGUGUGUAAUCUUUCAGAAAACUGUCUAUUGCUUUGUUCAUCUGAGCAUUCAAGAGUUUCUGGCUGCAGUCUACAUGUUCCACUGUUUCAACAGGAAGACAGAGGUGCUGAGAGGAUUUCUGGGAAAAGAAAAACCAGAGUCUGUCCUUAACAAGGUUUUCAAUUAUUUAGGAAAGUCUGAUAACAGUGAGCUGUCACUUGAGGACUUCCUGCAGAGAGCAAUGGAGAAAUCCUUCAGAAGUAAAAAUGGCCACCUGGACCUUUUUGUUCGAUUCCUUCAUGGCCUCUGUCUGGAGUCCAACCAGAGAAUCCUAAGAGACCUGCUGGAAAGUACAGAUAACAGUCCAGAGAUGGUUCAAAGAGCCAUCUGCAACCUGAAGAAGAUGAACAGUGAUGACAUUUCUCCUGAUAGAAGCGUCAACAUCUUCCACUGUCUCAUGGAGAUGAAUGACCAAACAGUUCAUGAGGAGAUUCAAGAGUUUCUGAGGUCAGAUUACAAAUCAAAGAAGGAACUUUCUGAGAUCCACUGCUCAGCUCUGGCCUACAUGCUGCAGAUGUCAGAGGUUCUGGAUAUUUUGAUCCCAAUUAACUACAACACAUCAGUGGAAGGACGUCGGAGACUGAUCCCAGCUGUGAGGAACUGCAGGAAGGCUCAACUUAUUGUUUGUGGAAUCUCAGAGAGUGACUGUGAAAUCGUGGCCUCAGCUCUGAGCUCCAGCCCCUCCCAUCUGAUGGAGCUGUAUCUGAGUGGAAACAAGUUGCAGGAUUCAGGAUUGAAGCGACUCUGUGCUGGACUGGAGAGUCCCAACUGUAGGCUGGAGACUCUGACGUUGGUGGACUGUAGCUUAUCAAAGGUCAGCAGUGCUUCUCUGGCCUCAGCUCUGAGAUCCAACCCCUCUCACCUGAGACACCUGGAGCUGGGUGACAACAGGCUGCAGGAUUCAGGAGUGAGGGAGCUCUGUGGUUUUCUGGAGAGUCAGCAAUGCCAACUGAAGAUUCUGGGAUUGGUGAGCUGUGGUUUGUCAAAAACCAGCUGUGCUGCUCUGACCUCAGCCCUGAAAUCCAACCCCUCCCAUCUGAGAAUCCUGGACCUGAGCUCAAACAAGCUGCAGGAUUCUGGAGUGAAGGAGCUGUGUGGUUUCCUGCAGAGUCCACAAUGUAAACUGGAAAAUCUGGGAUUGAGGAGCUGCAGUUUGUCAGAGGUCAGUUGUUCUUCUCUGGCCUCAGCUCUCAAGUACAACCCUUCCUAUCUCAAAGUCCUCAACCUGAGCUCCAACAAGCUGCAAGAUGUGCAUUUAAAGCCUCUGUCUGAACUCGUGGAAAGUUCAGACUGUGCACUGGAGACUCUGAGAUACAAGCGAUGAUCUUGAUGAAGGUGAGCGUGAAGAGGAGGAACAGUGAUCUCUCUGAGUUAUAAGUAAAGUAUCACUGCAUCUAACCCUGAGCAUGAUGAAAUGGUAUGUGGAGAUGCAGCAGAACAAGGCUGGGAAGCAAAUGACCAACUAAUGGAACACACACCUUUGGUUUGUUCAAACACAUAUGAAGGAAUCUAUAGAUACUCAGGCAGCAUGAGCCCAACAGACAUAUGAAGGAAUCUAUAGAUACUCAGGCAGCAUGAGC